This is a messenger RNA of Plenodomus lingam JN3, 2634 nucleotides long. Lineage: Eukaryota; Fungi; Ascomycota; Dothideomycetes; Pleosporales; Leptosphaeriaceae. The record is from RefSeq and is a predicted model, not a curated record.
AUGGUGGACAGCAGAAACAUAGUAGUAGGUACUAGCAGCAGCAGCAGCAGCAGCAGCAGCAGCCGCUUUGUUUUUUUUGGGGGGGAGAGGAGAGGAGGGGGCCGCACUCAUGUGGAGAAUUUUGUCGUCGACCGCCGCGCUUCGCGAUUCGCCGAUUGCGCCUUUAGCUCCUUUUCUGUUAGCCGCUUCCCGCCCAUCCUGAGCCUGUUCUUGCGCCGCUCCGCCCCAACCUCAUUGCACCUCUCAUCUUCACCAUCACCAUCACCAUCACCAUCACGACCUGACGACCCUUUCGAGCCGCGCUCGCCUCUCUCGACGACCACCAUCACUGUUUCCUUGCUUUCCUUUUCCCACCCUGUCCCACGCCAUCCAUGGACGUUUGAGGUAGGCGCACGCCUCGCUCCUGCCGCGCUGUCGGACUCUCACCGCAUUGUCCAAAAGUCCACACUUCGCCGGCCCUCCCCCGGAGCUCAUCGCGCCCUCAAACGCGCCCUCUUCGACGACUGCGCAUCCGCCUCGUUCCUAUCACCAUCUUCCGUCACCUACUGCACCCUCUUUUUUUUGUGUCUUUCUUUUUCCCUACGUACCCGCCUUCGCUUGCACAAUCUGUUCGCGACUCUCUUCCUUACUUACCCAUCUUCUGCCACUGGUCUGUCGCUAGUUGCCCGCGCCGUCUUGGAGAUUCGACUCUUGGGGCAAUUUGGCGACACCGUCAAAGAGGAAGACGCCGACCAACCCUCUUCACAUCUCCUUGCCAUGGAGCCCGAACGCCCAAAUCUUUCCAUCACCCUCCCAAGGAACUUCAUGUUCCACUACCGUGAUGGCCCGGCGCCGCAAACACCGGAACCCGAGCCACAGCCUGAGGAACUGCAGCCUCCACCGCCACCACGGCAGGUGCUCAAGGUUCGCCGCCGCCGCACUACCCUCCUCAUGAGCCACGACAGCAUGGACGAGAGGAUGGACCAACAGCCGAUUCCCACAAUCGAAACCCCAGAACUCCUUCCCAACAUCUCCUCUGGCCUUUCGUCCUUUCCGCCCAUUCAGAAUGACGCCUUCCUCUCGCCCAGCAUGGGAUAUGCACGCCUACUAUCUCCCCCAAAGACACCUGCUGCUCAGGUGCGGACGGUUGAUCAUUACGAUGGACCACAGGACUGGUCAGACGUCGAGCGUACCACAUACAGUGCGGCAUCGAGCAGGCCAACUUCGUCCUCCGGCUUCUCCGACUCCUCAGUCUCCUCUUGCGACAGCAUUGGAUCAUUCAUGUCAAGGGGAGGCAGUUGUACCACUCCUGAAGAAGAGAGGAUGAACCCUUUUCUGUACUGCUCUCCGCCCAUCACGUCUCCUUACCUUGCAUCGCCGUUGAUCGCAGCCCCUAAACCUCAGGCAGCCAAGAAGAUGAAGCUAAGGGCAACCUUCACAGAAGAAAUGGACCACCAUCUCUGGAUGACGUACAUGAAGUACCUGCAGGAUCCUACCGUCACUCCGUUCAAGGCCCUUCCAAGCACAACACCUCCGAAUGGAGUGUGCCAUCGCGUAGCAAGGAUGGCCCGAAAGACAUGGAAGUGUUCACGCACCUCUCGUGCCAGCGGACUUCGCGUCGGGCCUCACUAUGCCUCGCCCUCGGGUACUCCAGCCACCUCGAGACCCAGCAGAGGUGGUAGCAACUCUGCGUCAGCCAGAUCGAGCAAGUCCUUUUCUCGAUUUCCAAGCGAGAAGCAAUGUCGAAAGCGAUUACGUGACCUGGCUAAGCAAAAGCCCAGCAUUUCGGCUCAUUACCAGCGCAUGCUCCAACGGUCGCCCUCUCCAUUCCAGUCGUCACCGCCUAGGGAGGAGGAGGAGGAGUCGCGACCGCUACCAUUAUCGUCGCCAUUCUCCCAAGGGGCCGCGACUUUCUCGACGCGGGACAUGAAUGUGUCUCUGGCGACGAGUACUGCUCCGUCGAUGCAGUUGGGCAACCCGUUGUCGCAACUGGCAAAGGACAUUACACCUCGGCCUGCAGGAAGAACUUGGUCGAGCGUACGGUCCUCUGCGCACCAGAAGUCGCAGUCUCUUCACAUUGGUCUGGGCUUGGGUCUUGGAUCUCCUUUCCAUGCAACAUCGGGAACGCCAAUUGCGAGUGCGAGCAGGCACAAUGCCCGAACUUGGCAUGCCCCGUCCUCUUCCGCACAGGGAGCCCGACUUGGCUCACCCUUCCAGUUGCACUCACCGCGUCCCAUGUCUAGGGUGUUUAAGCGUCGAGCCCUUCACAACUCGUUUGAAGACCGCGCGCGAACCCGCGGUGACACCUUUGUCAACGAGUUGUUUGGUGCCCCAGCUGAGUCGAGCCACCGACGAGUACGUAGUCGUGGAUUCAGCUUGGGUGAUAUGGUUGAGGGAGCCCGACGACUUCCGCUUGCAAACGAUCCGUCUGGGUUCAACCCAUUUGCCGACCUAGGUUCUGUAAUGCCCAGCCCAGCUCGACGCUCACCUGCCAUGUCAGCUGAAGCACAUGGCCAAGCGACUGUCCGCUUGGGAUCGCCCUUUGGCGCUCGGCCGAGUCACACCUUUCCUCGAUCCAACCUCUCUCAUAGCUUUGAGCCACCUGCAUCGUUUGAGCAACGGUUUGCAGCCAUGCCUAGCGACUCGAGACAGUAG